AUGGUCCUUAUUCACCCUCCGCGUGAGGCUUCCGAUCCAUACUACGACGCCCGAGCGCCAGAUUAUGCGCUUGCCUACCUGGACAUUCUCAAGAAAUCGCGAUGUGCUUCUUUUUCCAUCUCUUCCACAGCAUCGGCCAACGCUGCCGUUCUGCUGCUCGUCUCACCCGACCCGGACGCGCUGUGUGCAGCGCGCGUGCUCGUCAGGCUCCUCACAGAUGACGACAUACCUCACAGGCUGGUACCGGUCGACGGAUAUGCGACAUUGCAGCGGAUCAUCGAGACAGACGUAGUGGGGAAUGACGAGCUACAUACACUCGUCUUCCUCAACCUAGGUUCCGUCCUCUCGCUCCCCACUUAUUUUACCGUUCCCAAGUGCCGACCCGAAUUUCAAGUUGGCCGCUCGUCCUCGCCUUCGGCCUCCGGUGCUGGCGCGCCCUUGCUCGGCUCCAACGACGAAGACGAGGAUGACGAGGUGACAGGUUUUCCGCUGCCGCCCAAGUGCAGCCUUCACAUACUAGACUCGCAUAGGCCGUGGAACCUGGACAACCUCUUUGCCACAUCGGACAUGAUGGAGCGCAUCUUUGUCUGGGACGACGGCGAGGUCAUUGAGAAGCUCGCGGCCGAGGCAGAGGCAUACGAGAAGCUCGAGUUCGACUGGGGGAUAGAUAGCGAUAGCGACAGCGAGGACUCGGGCGGGAGCGAAGAUGACAAGGACGAGAGCGAAGAUGUACAGAGCGAAGACGAUGAAGACGAAGACGAAGAGGAGGGGGAAGGCGGCCAGCGGAGACGCAAGCGACGGAGACUCGGUUCAAGAGACGAUGACGAGGACUCUGCAAUAUCCUCACCACGGCGGCGGAGACGCAAGAGCAAAAAGCCGAAGGACCUCGACAGACCGCGAAAGUUGUCUAGUCACGAGCGUGCAAGGCUGCAGGGCGUUCUGCAGCGCUACUAUCACAAGGGUACAAAUAUGGGCCUCGCCGUAUCGGGUAUGGCAUACUUGCUCGCC
Tilletiaria anomala UBC 951 is the source of this 1008-nucleotide messenger RNA. RefSeq names its product CDC45-domain-containing protein. The transcript has 3 exons. Gene Ontology annotation, cellular component: DNA replication preinitiation complex. The annotation marks the transcript as partial. Gene Ontology annotation, molecular function: chromatin binding; DNA replication origin binding; single-stranded DNA binding. Lineage: Eukaryota; Fungi; Basidiomycota; Exobasidiomycetes; Georgefischeriales; Tilletiariaceae. The record is from RefSeq and is a predicted model, not a curated record. Gene Ontology annotation, biological process: DNA replication initiation; mitotic DNA replication preinitiation complex assembly; double-strand break repair via break-induced replication.